CGCAACAGAAACUAUAACAAAUAAAUAAAACGAGUUUUUCCACCGGUCGGUGUAACUCAGUAACUCUUUUAAUGUGUUCCGUUAUUUGGAGCAGAAGCAGCAGUUGUAAAACUCAGCUCAUGUUUAACUUUGCGCUGACUGUUGAAACAGCUGAGCAGCCGGAAGUGAGGUAGACAAAGAACCAUCGAAGAAGAAGCAGUGCUAGCAUAGCAGUUAGCUUUGAGCUUCCUCUGUCAUGGCGGAACUAAACCGACAGCUUCAGGAAUAUUUGGCGCAGUCCAAAGGCGGCGGAGCCAAGACCAUCUCCCAGUCCAGCUCCAGCACGUCAAUAGACCUAGGUGACCCUGAGCCGGUACACGGGAGCUGGUUCGGACGGUGGUCUAGUCCAUGGUCCGGAAGUCGCGAUGGCAGUCAGUCCAGCUCCGGUGGCAGCGGCGGCUUUUCCUGGCCGUGGUCGGCGGAACCGGACCCCUGCCUUCCGGGCAUGAGCCGCCGGCAGCGUCUGGUGGCUUUCGGGGUGUGCGGGUCGUUUUCCGCUCUGUGCUUCGGACUGUCGGCGCUGUAUGCGCCGCUGCUGCUGAUCUACGCCCGCAAGUUCGCACUGCUCUGGUCCCUCGGUUCGCUGUUCGCCAUAGCGGCCGUGGCGGUGCUGCGCGGCCCGAGCAGACUGGCCGCCGGACUGCCCACGUCCCCGGGGAGCGCCGUGUACCUGUGCGCCCUUGGAGGGACUCUGUACGCGGCGCUGAGCCUUCACAGCACCGUGCUGACGGCCCUGGGAGCUGCCCUGCAGGUCGCCGUCAUCGUGGGCUACGUGGUGUCGCUGUUGCCCGGGGGAAGCGCAGGCAUCCGCUUCAUGGGGGGGAUGGCGGCGUCGGCCAUUAAAAGGACCGUUACUGGGAAAACCAUGCCGAUCUGAGCCGGAGCUGGAGCCACCACACUCAGGACAGCGUCAGGGCUCGGGGGUGGGGGAGGGGUGCUGGGAGGCUCCAGGUGACCUCAUGAUGACCUCAUGAUGACCCAUUCUGCAGUCUGGGUAAAGACAUUAAACCCGAGUCCAGAACUGUGAUGUGCAGGGCGGAUUCUAGACCAAAUCCAUUGUAAAUAACUAAUUCAAUAAAGUUUAUUUUCUCUGCUUA
Molecule: messenger RNA, 1136 nt
Organism: Betta splendens (Siamese fighting fish)
Lineage: Eukaryota; Metazoa; Chordata; Actinopteri; Anabantiformes; Osphronemidae
Gene: sft2d3
Product: SFT2 domain containing 3
Exons: 1
Coding region: 236-916 (226 amino acids)
Biological process (GO): vesicle-mediated transport
Cellular component (GO): membrane
Source: RefSeq, a predicted model, not a curated record